Bactrocera oleae (olive fruit fly) is the source of this 4623-nucleotide messenger RNA. NCBI's taxonomy places the organism in Eukaryota, Metazoa, Arthropoda, Insecta, Diptera, Tephritidae. The record is from RefSeq and is a predicted model, not a curated record.
CCUGUUGGUGGUGAUGACGACGUCAGCCGCGUCGACCGCUGCCAACCGCGUUGGCCAAAAGUGAUGCCGCACAAAUGUCAGUUUUUCGAAACUGUCAGUUGGCGGCAACACAGCAUUUGCACCGCCUAUGUGUUUGUUAAUAACGGCAUUUUGCGCGAAUAUUGAUUUCAGUUGUCAUGAUAAGCAGAUCGAAAAAUUGGUAAUUCGUAUGCGGACGUGAACGCGAAAACGCGGUAAUUUUAGUACCGUUGCGUUGCAUUGAAAUUCGAAGCAAAUGUGUGGGAAAUGUGGCAAAAUACUAGCAAAUAUUUAUGUGUUUGUGUAGAAAAAUUCUGAAGCUCAACGAGUUUACGCAAUGUUUUUAACGGUGCAAAGUGUAGUUAAUAAAAAAGAAAUGUUGAAUUUACUCGCUGGAAUUGCUCAUUGAUUGUCUGAUUUGAUUUGAUACAGCAAAUUGAAUUUAGUUUCAGUUGUAAAAAGUGUUCAGCGAAAAAAUAUUGAUUUUUUUGCGAAACUAAAAAGUUUAAUGAAAAGUUCGAAAAAUCGCCAACAGCAAUAUGGAAAUGCCAGUCGGAAAGGCGGUAGCAGUAAACGUGAAAAGGGUUCAAAAUUGGAUCGAAAGUCAUCACGUGGCAUGAUCUAUGAGAAUGAGGAACUGAGGCUGCGUACCAUCAAUAUAAAUGCUGAGGUCGAAAGAGGGCAAUCGGACAUCAAACGUUUGCGUAGAGAGAAUGAACAGCUGCGCCGCGAGAUUUGGACGUUACGCGAUGAGUGUGAUCGCUUGAAUAAACGCUUCAAGGCGAAACUGUUGGAUCAUGAUCAUGGUUGCAAUGCGCGACAUAGCGUUUGUAGUGGCGGCCGACGCGGUAGUGGGCACAUAUGUGACAGUAGCUGUAACAGUGAUGAUUCAGAUUCCUGUGAUACCUGCAAAGGCAACAAUGAUCAAUGCAGUGAUGAGUGCUGCACUGGCGGCAGCUGUCCACAGUUGGCGACAAAGCAACCGAUUAUUGAGUUCGAAGCUGAUACGCCCACCACAACGACAGCAACGCGCUCAGAUCUGGUCAAUUUUGUGGUUAAAUCUGCGGGUGCUAAUUCUGAAAGUGUGCCAAAUUUACAUCAGGCAUUCGAUCAUUUGUCCGUGGUGUCGGAGGAAACGAUGAGUAAUGCCGACCAGCAUACGCAUGUGCCACACAAUGAGUUGCUGCACAUAUAUACAUCUGACGGCGGUGGCUCGCAGAUGAUAUUACCCAGCUUAGUUGGGCCGUUGACACCGUUGACGCCCAUCGAACAGGUGGCCAAUCAGUUGAAUGAUCUGCAAUCGAAUGUGCCGCCACUAUCUUAUUUCGAGAAUGUGUUGCAAGAUCAUAUGGGUUCUAAUAUAGGUAAUACGCCCAAUACGAGCUCGCCUACUUCGAAACUAAUGCGUCACACCAAUGGUUGGGACUACAAGAUGCAAUCGCCUUUCGCGCAUAGAAAGAUUACAAUAGGCACUUCGCCGCCGGCAUUGCAAAUUGCCACAACGCUUACGCAGAACGCCACGCAACAACAACAACAGAGACUAGCGCCUCCCCAACUGUUAACUACAUUUGUGCCAACAAUAGUGGCGCCGCCGGCAUGCAAUGAGUCGACGGCAAACUCCGCAGGUCUAACAGUAUCAGCGCCGAGUGCACAACAAUCGAACGCGACCGUCGUAGAGACAGUUGCAAUUACAACGACGCCAUCAAAUGCACUACCAACUCUUAAUAGCCCAAGGCAUUUCUUUGCGCCACUAAAGCCACGACUGAAAAUCAAUACAACUUUAGCUAAUAAAGCACUGGCAGGUGACGCCAAUUUGCCUACGGAGUCUACACCAAUAUCAACGCCAACCACGUUAGCUGCGGAUGCCGAAAGCGGUAUAUGUCAGAAUUGUGAACCGCCCGACCUUUAUGUACACAACGGCUUGGCCUCACCCUAUCAGCAACAGGCAUUGACUGCGGCGGGUGCAGACAACGCAGUGCCACCACCAAUACCGCAACGCGGUAGCUCCUCCCAAGUAAGUCCACAACAUCGCGCACGCGUGCAACGCCAACAACAACAGCUGUUGGCGCCGCAGCAACAACAUUUGCAUCCGCAUCGGUACACGCAUCAGCAUCAGCAGCAGCACCAGCGGCUUCCACAACAGCAAUAUGUCCAGUCGCUGUCACCAACUGGACUGCAGCAGUCAUCGUUGAUCACGAUUACAGUGACCGUGGACGAUGCUGAUGAGAUUGCCGCCGGUGUUGAUGCUGCUGCCGCCUGCGGUGAGGAUGCGGCAACAAUUGGUGUCGAUCUCCCGCUUAAUACGCAUGCUACGACCGCGGCAUUAAUUAACACGCCACAAAGGCUGCAGGCGCCACUUCAAGCUGCGCCGAAAUUGGCAGCGCUGCAAUCGCUCGCUACAUUGCCGAAUGUUUUCGUUGCACAGCCAAAUGCUGUAAUAACAAAAUUAAGCGAACCCAUUUAUGCUACCGCACAAAAACGCUGUAAAAAUCUUUUAAUUGCACCGGCCGUGACCAAGCCGCUAAUGGCGGUCGCCAUUAACACCAAUAAACAUCUAACACCAACAACAUCGAAUCGUAGUAGUGCAGCUGCAACGCCAGUACACUCACCGUUAUCACAGUCGACACCGACAUCGUUGUCAAAAGCAAAUCUGGUGGAUAGCCAAAGCCAGACGGAGUCCGUCAACCUGGAAACCAUUCUCAAUGAUAUUCAAGCCAUAUCGGAGGAUAUCUUAGCUAUUCAACUGGACAAACGAAGGGAGAAUGACAACGUCCUCAACAAACCGCUGGAACAGGAAGACAAAAAUAAGAAACCGUACCGCUCAGAAAUGAAUUUAACACUGCAAUAUGAUGGCGCAAAUCAAGUGUCUGUUGCUGCCAAUACAGCAGCCAACAGCGCCAAUAAAACAGCGACUGCCACACAAACGUCCCUCAGCAACAAUGCUAACGGCAACAACCGCUGCACGCGUUCUCUGGAACGCGAGCAUACAGACAGCCCAUCGCCGCAUAUACCCGACGCUAUGGUGCCUUUUCCGGAUAAGCGUACUUACAUUGGCUUUGAUCAGUUAAACAAUGAGGCGUGCCUUGAGUUGCCGCCUACAAGCGUUGCAAAUAUGCAGAGACCGCCUUUGCCGCCUGUCUCUGGUGUAGCUCAGGCUAAGCAGGCGCAACCGCCAACGCCGCCAGCGCGCGGAUUUCCAUCACCAUUAAAUAUACGCUGCGCAGGUGUAGCACGCGCCAUGCCAGUAGCAAUACCACAGCCACCUACAGAGGAAACAGCUGGAUCACAGGCUAUCAAGCCGAUGACGCUCGGUCUUGCGCCCAAUAAAAGUCAAUUGUACGCCGCGGUAGCGAACGCGGCGGCAAAGCGUGCGCAAUAUCGCGCUGCAAUGACACAUUCAUUGGACGCGGAAUUGAAUGUGGCAACUGCAACGGGUUUAAACGAGACAAGUGCAGCUGAUGCUUCGAAUGAGGCGCUCGUUGCGGAGGCGGCACGUCGGAAAGCGCGGCGUGUUUCAAUCGUAUGCGGUGACUCAAGUACGCCAGAAUCACCUGAUCCGGUGACCAACACGCAUUUAGUUCGAUCUCAAGCACAAAUAAAUUUAAGCGGUAUGCAGGAUGGUAGCGCAAACAAUGCUACUACUAACAAUUCCAAUACAGCGAACGCAACGAAUCGUCCAAAUGUUGGCAGCUGUACAGAUUUACAGUCCGCGUUGCUCAAUCCGGCGCUGCGUAAUCUAAAGCAAACCAGUCACAGCACUCCCAACUCACCACAUUCCGUGCGGCGUCGUAGCAACAGUAAUACAAUGAGCCCGAAUAACAGCGCUGCUGAUCCCACACAUCCGCAAUCUCUCUCAGCGAACACGUCGCCAAAGCACGCCGCCAACGUGCACCAUCGCCACACAAAUAGCACUUGUAGUAAUAUAGUGGUGGCGCAUCAACGUAAAUCCAGCCAAGAUUCGACCCGCACUAAUGCAGGUGAGGUCGCUGCUGGCGAAGCGGUCACAGGGCGCUCGCGUUGUUCUCGUCGUCACUCUGAUGGCACCGUAGCGAGUAAUGCACAACGUGUCAGCGGCACUUCCGGCCAUCAUCACCAUCAUCAUCAUCAUCACCCGCAUACAUCGUCGAUGCUAAGUAAUAAUCUGCAUCAUAGCCACCACUCGCAUCAGGAUAGUACUUCAUAUUCGGAGCACGGUUCGAAUAGUUCGGCAUCGUCACGCGAGUCGUCAACUUCGUUCAGCGUGCGCUCGCAUCGGCGUAAGAUCUCCAUUAGUUCGCAUACAGGCGGUAAAAUACCAUGGUGCGGCUGCUGGGGCAACGGUUGCUUGUAAGUUAUCUUAGUAAAGCGUGUGCGCUUAUAGGAAAUUGGUGAAUGUAUAUAUACGAAUGACGAACUGGAUGUAGUAAAUAAUUUUAGUUAAUAAAGUAUAUAUAAUUAAUUCUAAUAUAUACUAGUUUUAGUGUAAUCGCUUUACUUUUAUGGUAAAUUAGCAAAUUAACUGUACUUUACUACGCUUUGGUUUAGUUAGUAGGCCAUUUGAUUGUAUGUAGCUAAAAUACUAUAAAUAAAAAUAAAUAAAUAUAUGAAAUAUAAUUACCAAGUAAA